UCCCUCCCCUUUCGCCGCCUUCCGCCCUCUUCGGCCCCCCGUGGGGAGCCGGACGAUAAACAGGCGGUGGCUGGGCAGAGGAGGCCGGAGCCGGACCCGGGGCUUUUCACCGUCCCCUCCCCUUUGGUUUCCGAAGUGUGGCUCGUCCGGGGCCAAACGAAGAGGGCGGCCCCGAGGGAGCGCUUCAGCCGGCCGAGGCGGGGGAGGCGGCCCCCUCCACCCCACACCCCCCCGCGCCCGCCGAAUGGUUUGUUCCUGAGCCGGGGCCGGAGCCCGCCGGGCGACGCCAAGUGAGGAGGCCCGGGGGGAGAGAGGGGGAGAGCGGCCCGCCGGCCACAACCGGACGCCGAGCGUCGACGCCCGCGGGACCGGACAGAUUGAGGCGGGCGGAACCGGCGCCGGCGGAGGAGGAGGAGGAGGAGGCGGAGGCGGAGGAGGAGACGGCGGCGGGCACGGGGGGGCCGGCAAGAUGGCGACGGCCUCCUCAGGGGCCCCGGUCGGGGCCGCCCCCCUGGAGGCCGGGGCCAGCGUCGGGGCCCCCGCAGGCUCUGCCACUUUCAAGAAAUCCCUGACUCCGGAGGUGCCCGGCUCGUCCAGCCAGCCCGGCCUACUGACCAUCAAGAAGAUUGGCCACCGGGGGGUGGAUUCCACCGGAGAGACCACUUACAAGAAGACCACCUCGUCCGCCCUGAAAGGUGCCAUCCAGCUGGGCAUCACCCACACCGUGGGCAGCCUGAGCACCAAACCCGAGCGCGACGUGCUGAUGCAGGACUUCUACGUGGUGGAGAGCAUCUUCUUCCCCGGCGAGGGCAGCAACCUGACACCCGCCCAUCACUACAACGACUUCCGCUUCAAGACGUACGCCCCCGUGGCCUUCCGCUACUUCCGGGAGCUGUUCGGCAUCCGGCCCGACGACUACCUGUACUCCCUGUGCAGCGAGCCGCUCAUCGAGCUGUGUAACUCGGGAGCCAGCGGCUCCAUCUUCUACGUGUCCAGCGACGACGAGUUCAUCAUCAAGACGGUGCAGCACAAGGAGGCCGAGUUCCUGCAGAAGCUGCUCCCCGGCUACUACAUGAAUCUGAACCAGAACCCGCGGACGCUGCUGCCCAAGUUCUACGGGCUGUACUGCGUGCAGGCGGGCGGCAAGAACAUCCGCAUCGUGGUCAUGAACAACCUGCUGCCGCGCUCGGUGCGCAUGCAGGCCCGCUACGACCUGAAGGGGUCCACGUACAAGCGGCGCGCCUCGCCCAAGGAGCGCGACAAGACCUUCCCCACCUUCAAGGACCUGGACUUCCUCCAGGACCUGCCCGACGGGCUCCUCCUGGACACCGACAUGUACUCCGCCCUCUGCAAGACCCUUCAGCGCGACUGCCUGGUGCUGCAGAGCUUCAAGAUCAUGGACUACAGCCUGCUGGUGUCCAUCCACAACAUGGAGCACGCCCAGCGCGAGCGGGCCCCGGCCGACCCCGGCGGCCCCGCCGCCGACACGCGCAAGCCGGCCGCCCAGAAGGCCCUCUACUCCACCGCCAUGGAGUCCAUCCAGGGCGAGGCCCGACGCGGGGGCACCGUCGAGACCGACGACCAGAUGGGCGGCAUCCCCGCCCGCAAUCACAAAGGGGAGCGGCUGCUGCUCUACAUCGGCAUCAUCGACGUCCUACAGUCCUACAGGUUCAUGAAGAAGCUGGAGCAUUCCUGGAAAGCCCUGGUUCACGACGGGGACACGGUGUCGGUGCACAGGCCGGGCUUCUACGCCGAGCGGUUCCAGCAUUUCAUGUGCCAGACGGUUUUCAAGAAAGUCCCUCGUAAGUGGACCCCCCCCGGCCGGCGUCCCUCACCCCGCCCGCGGACCCCGGGGGCCGCCCGGCCCCGGCUCGGCCAUUCGCCUCCUCUUCCUCCUCCUCCUCCCGCGUGGCAGCACCCCGAGGUGAGGGGUGUCCGGAGGGCGGGGGGACGGCGGGUGGGAGGGCGUCGAGCCGAGUCUGGGAGGCAAGAGAGGUGGUUGGGGAGAGGCCAGGUAGGUCCACGCGACAGCCAGCCCGAGGGCCCUGGCGUCCGAGUUCGGCCAAGGCAGAGGCGGCCGACCUGGACCCGAGCAGCGCCUAUGGACACGUCCGACCCCGUCAAGGAGGAGGACGACUACGACGUGAUGCAGGACCCCGAGUUCCUGCAGAGCGUCCUGGAGAGCCUGCCGGGCGUGGACCCCAACAACGAGGCCAUCACGCAACGCCAUGGGCUCCUCGGCUCGCAGCCCCCCAAGGCGGCAAGAAGGACGGCAGGAAGGAGGACGACGAAGACGAGGAGGAGGAGGAGGAGGAGAAGAGAAGGAGUGAGACGGGAGGGGAGGGUGGGGCGCUCGGGCAGAGUGGAGCCCAUAAAGCCACAGCUUCCUUCACCUUGGUGA
Molecule: messenger RNA, 2401 nt
Organism: Ornithorhynchus anatinus (platypus)
Lineage: Eukaryota; Metazoa; Chordata; Mammalia; Monotremata; Ornithorhynchidae
Gene: PIP5K1A
Product: phosphatidylinositol-4-phosphate 5-kinase type 1 alpha
Exons: 13
Coding region: 470-2401 (643 amino acids)
Biological process (GO): phosphatidylinositol metabolic process
Molecular function (GO): phosphatidylinositol kinase activity
Source: RefSeq, a predicted model, not a curated record